ACUCACGGGGUUGCUGUGGUGAUUCUGAGCAACUCGCCUCGUGCAAGGUUUUGCUUGCUCAACUGACGAAUCGCAAAGCAUCUUCCCCGUCCUGGGCGCCUUGGCCCUACGAAGCCACAUCCAACUUGCGAGCAGAGAUUCCAGUAAGCUCCGCCCAGGGUCAAUUACGACAGCACCCUCACACUUUUAUCACCUGCGGCAGCAUCGUAAUCGUCUUUUAUACCUGUGUGGACUUUCUGAUUGGCUCGUGCCCUCUUCUGCGAUGUUACGAUUGCUUCAGCAACCUGCCAUUCCUACCACCUUGCUUGUUGGUUGGAUAGAGCGUUGUCACGCGCUAUGGGUUUCCAUAGGGACGUUUGGGGCGGGUCCGUAGGUGAGAGGGGCGGCAUUUUUUCUCUGAUUGGCUGGUCGCCCGAGACCGGAUUCCUGUGAUUCGCCGUCUUGUUUCUCGUGUCGCGCCCCCUUCAAUGAGGUUGGAGGAUCACGUGAGGAGGAAGGGUGCCAGGCUGUGGUAGCGGCGGGCGACAGGGAGCGCGGAGCCAUGAAGUACUAUGAGGUGGAGAUUCUGGAUGCCAAGACCCGAGCAAAGCUGUGCUUCCUGGACAAGGUGGAGCCAAAUGCCACCAUAGCAGAAAUCAAGAACCUGUUCACAAAGACCCAUCCACAGUGGUAUCCAGCCCGGCAGUCUCUGCGAUUAGAUCCCAAGGGGAAGUCCCUCAAGGAUGAGGACAUCCUUCAGAACCUGCCUGUGGGCACCACAGCAACCCUGUACUUCCGAGACCUGGGAGCGCAGAUCAGCUGGGUGACUGUCUUCCUCACAGAGUAUGCUGGGCCCCUGCUCAUCUACUUGCUCUUUUACUUUCGGGUGCCCUUCAUCUAUGGCCGGAAGUAUGACUUCACCACCAGCAAGUACUCUGUUGUGCACCUGGCCUGCAUUUGCCACUCUUUCCAUUACGUCAAGCGACUCCUGGAGACCCUCUUUGUCCAUCGAUUCUCCCAUGGGACGAUGCCGCUGCGCAACAUCUUCAAGAACUGCACGUACUACUGGGGCUUUGCUGCCUGGAUGGCAUACUAUAUCAACCACCCUUUGUAUACUCCGCCUGCAUAUGGACAUGAACAAGUGAAACUGGCACUUAUCAUAUUCUUGUUCUGUCAGCUGGGAAACUUCUCCAUUCAUAUUGCACUGAGGAACCUGCGCCCUGCUGGCUCCAAAACUAGGAAGAUCCCAUAUCCUACCAAGAACCCCUUCACAUGGCUUUUCUUGCUGGUCUCCUGUCCUAAUUAUACCUAUGAGGUGGGAUCCUGGAUUGGUUUUGCUAUUAUGACUCAGUGCCUUCCAGUGGCUCUGUUCUCCCUGGUUGGAUUUAUCCAAAUGACCAUCUGGGCAAAGGGGAAACACCGAAGUUACCUCAAGGAGUUUCGGGAUUACCCACCGCUGCGUUCGCCCAUCGUCCCCUUCCUGCUCUGAGCUGGAGGUGGCUGUCUCCAGGUCUGGGCCAGUAGUUUGGAUUGUUUUUUACCUUGCGAGUGGCUGUAAUUGGAGCCUAGAAUGGGGUUUUCUCUUGCUGUCUGCAUUGUGGUUGGAGGGAAGCUGCAGGAAUUGCUUGCUUAUGCAGGUUAUGGCCUCCUCACCCUCCACCCCCACCAUCUUUGUCCUUAUCCCAUUCUGAGCUUGGAAUAAGCAUUUGCCACAAAGCACCAUGAAGCCAAAGGCUGCAGCAGAGUACAGAGGGAACAAUUCAGUUUUAUAGAGGACAGCACGAAGCAGCUGCUGGGCAUUAUGUCUGUGAGAGCAGGUGCCAGAAAAUUAAUCUAGGCAGCUAGAGCCUGACCUAAAGAGAAAACUUGCCUCUCCUCUUGACUGCUUAGAACAGGUACCAGCCAGAUACUUGUCCCUCUCCUAGCUCAGGUUUUGGCAUCCUCCUUGGCUAAGUGAGCCCUCUAGUGGCUAUUAUUGGUAGGGCAUAAGCUUACCAGGUCACCUCUUGACCUCAGUAGUAGCUUUCUGGAGGAAGUGAUCCUGCUAAGAACCUCAUGAUGAGGCUGUCUUCUUUUAUCAACAUGGUCUUUUGCAUCCUUUGGCCCCCUUACUCAGCAAAAAAGCAUUGGUGCUUGAGACCCACAUAUUAAAGCUGGAAGAUACGAGCAAUACAAUUAAUAUAUUUUUCCAAAAGUUAUUUUGUUAUGUAAUUCUAGCUACAUAGGGCAGGUAAGGAAAGGCUGAUUUAUAGCAAGGUGUAGGAGUGAUUAGAGAUUCUGCUGCAGAAACAAGGGGGACACACUGGGGGUGACUGGGGAGCAGCCAUACUUCGUAUUGUAUGGGUAGUUUCAGCACCAUACAGGGUUGAAACCAGCAGUUCAUCUUAGGUGUAAAUGCCUCCCCUUUCCUGUAACAAGUGGAUUCUAAUUGUCACUGUGCAGCCCUGUUUUUUCUCCACACUCCACCUGCUAAGCAGCAAGCCCCAUUGUGGGGGAAUUGGUACAAUAGGACUUAGCUGGGAGAGGAGGUCAUUGAGAGGAGGGUCAGAAAAACCACUUUCCACAUCAUUUUCUUUCUGCUCUUUUGCUAAUCACUUCAUGCAUUUUCUCCAGACUGCAGGUCCAUUCCUGCCUAAAAGUGUGCAUUCUUUGAAAGUGGCCUCUAGGCUAUGAUUGAAAACUAUGCUUACAGUGGCACUGAGAAGAUCUUGGGGAAAAAUGCUUUGAAACACAGCUUGGAGUUGUUUUCAGUGACAGAGAAGAAAGAAAGAAAAGACCUGCAGUCUUAACUGUAGAAAAAUAAAGUAUUAUAGAAAUGGAUAGUCUGUUGGAUAGUCUGAGAAGAAUCUGCUUCUCCUUUCCUGUUUGUCUUAAGGUUACUAAAGUUGCAAUCCUUCAUACUUUGAAGUCGGCCCCAUUUAAGUUAGUGGGACAUACUUCAACGCAAACAUGCCUAGGGUCAGGUUGAAAGUUUGCAAGAGUCUUAGUUUAUGCUGCAUGUGAGCAGCAAGAAACUGGAAACCUGCUAGGCUCAAUGGCAGCUGUUUAAAUGAGCCACUGCUAUGGUCUGUUUUGUGUCAAAUUGACUUCUUGGAACUACACCAAUAAAAAACUGAUCCAGCCA
Molecule: messenger RNA, 3103 nt
Organism: Varanus komodoensis (Komodo dragon)
Lineage: Eukaryota; Metazoa; Chordata; Lepidosauria; Squamata; Varanidae
Gene: TECR
Product: trans-2,3-enoyl-CoA reductase
Exons: 13
Coding region: 542-1468 (308 amino acids)
Biological process (GO): very long-chain fatty acid biosynthetic process
Molecular function (GO): oxidoreductase activity, acting on the CH-CH group of donors
Source: RefSeq, a predicted model, not a curated record